Phaeodactylum tricornutum CCAP 1055/1 is the source of this 1062-nucleotide messenger RNA. Its product is annotated as 2-hydroxyacid dehydrogenase. Lineage: Eukaryota; Bacillariophyta; Bacillariophyceae; Surirellales; Neidiaceae. The record is from RefSeq and is a predicted model, not a curated record. The annotation marks the transcript as partial. Gene Ontology annotation, biological process: peptidyl-serine phosphorylation; peptidyl-threonine phosphorylation. The transcript has 2 exons. Gene Ontology annotation, cellular component: cytoplasm. Gene Ontology annotation, molecular function: ATP binding; protein tyrosine kinase activity; protein serine/threonine kinase activity.
GAUCUUGAGUAUUUUUACCUGCCAAUCAUUUUCAAAUCACAUGUCACGGGGUUCGAGCCGACGAAGGAUUUAUUUUUGGAACAAGGGAAUAUUGUUGCAGGCCAGUAUCUUGUGGAAGGUGAACUUGGAAGCGCGGCUUUCAGUACGGCCUACCGAUGCACUGACUUGAAUUCUGAUCAAGAUAGCGACGGCGAACACGAAGAAGUUUGCCUGAAAGUGAUCAAGAACACAAAGGAUUUUUUUGACCAAUCGUUGGACGAAAUCAAAAUAUUGGAAUUAUUGCGACAGACUGGAAAGUGCAAUGAGAAUCAUCUUAUCGAGAUGAAGACAUUUUUCUACCACAGAGAGCAUCUUAUCAUUGUGACAGAACUUCUUCGACAAAAUCUCUUCGAGUUCGGCAAGUUCAUUAUUGAGGACAACGAAGAGCCGUACUUCACCAUGAAUCGACUUGCCUACAUCACUCGGCAAUGUCUUACUGCUCUACGCUUCGUUCAUAAUCUUGGCCUAGUUCACUCAGAUGUGAAGCCGGAAAAUAUCCUUCUGGCAAGCUACAGCCGCGCGCAGAUUAAGCUGAUCGAUUUUGGAAGUUCAUGCUACCUCACGGAUCGGCAAUCGUCAUAUAUACAAUCGAGGUCCUACCGCGCACCCGAAGUGGUGCUGGGCCUACCCUACGAUGGACGCAUCGACAUUUGGUCGUUGGGCUGUGUUGUUGCUGAAAUGUACACGGGGGAGGUGACCUUCCAGAAUGACUCGAUCGUUUCCAUGUUGAGUCGAAUUGAAGCUAUAUGCGGCGCAUUUCCCUACCAUAUGAUUGUACAGGGACGGCAAAGCGAAAAUUUCUUUACCAAGCGUGGUCUUUUAUUUGAAAGUCUCAGCGAGGAAGAAGAAACAAAUAAUGAUAGCCACCAUUCGGACAAGGGCGAGCAAAACACGCUGUCCAAAGACCUGACUCGACAAGCCAUGUUUGUAGAUUUUGUUCGAAAACUUCUAACGAUCGACCCCGAAGUUCGUCCAACAGCUGGUCAGGCUUUGGAGCACCCUUGGAUGAAAUAUGCUUCAGCA